AUGAUUGACUCAUGGCGACUAACCGACCGUCAACGCUUGUUAGACACCUCACUGUCUAUGAGCGAGCUGAACGCUCUCGGUGGAGUGAGUAACACUCGAAAACUUUCAGCGCCCCCUCCACUGCCACUGCCCCUACUCCCACCCCCACGUCCCCCUGAGACGUAUCGACGACAACUGCACAGUCGUGCUCAAACUGAGGAACCCAGACGCGAGACGAUAGUGUCCUCGAAGGGAUCCUCUGUACGAUUCCUCGGCUUCUGGAAGCGGCCAGAGGCGAAGAAGAAACAGCAGCAGCAACAAGGAGAAGGGAGAGUGCAAGAAGAGCUGAGGAGUGGAGGGCCAAGGCCUCAACGGGUGGCAACGACAGCGGCGGCAGCGGGAGAGGAGAGAGAGCUACUUGAAGUGGCCGCUGAAUUAAAGUGGCUCAUCUUGGAGAGUAGUCGACAACUCACGGAUCUUUGCCGCGAGGAGGAGCGUUUGACCGGUCGACUGCCCGUGGAGUGCAUUCCGGAGUGCAAAGCAGGUCACUCAGCAGGUCCGUUGACAGUGAUCACCCGAUCCAUAACCUGUCAUAGUCCUGGCAGCUUUCCAACUGAUUCAUCAAUCACUCCACGAUCGGCAGUCUCUGCUACGGCGGUCCCACGGGAAUUCUCCGCCACGACGGUUUCAAUGAAUGAGUCCUGGUCGCUUAAGCGGCUACCGCCAACAGCGAUCGAGCGCUUCGACUCAACAGGGAGGACCACAAUCUCCUCCACCCUGUCGACUUCAAGCACGUCGAGGCAGCGGGAGCAGCAUGGUGGCCCACAUUGCCAGAUACCUUCCCAUUUGAUCGACCAAAAGUCGAAGGUUGUGAGUCGUGUGCAUCCGCCGUUGAGGGUGUCGGCCAGUCGGGGCGUCUAUGAGAUGGGCAAUUGGCUGAGCGAAUCGCAGACUAACUACCGGCAGGUGCAGUCUAGACGAGGGACGAUUGUCCUCUCUGAAGCCUGUCGGCAAAGUUCAGAACCACCGAUAGUGUUCAAGGCAUGUGGAAUUGGUAGUUACUCUCUUUUGCCAAGUAAGCGAAGGGCGGAGGGGAUAAAAGCGCCAGCAAUAAAUCCCACAGAAAAUUGGGCCACGAUGGUGCCCAAGGGAAAAUCAGAUUUUGUCAUUACCAAUCUUUUGGUGCACAAGGGGCUGACUAACCUCGCUGCAGGCGUGAUUCCAUUCAGUUCGGUUCCCUUCUUGUUGUCGAGUGACUGUGCAAUGGCUCAAGGACACGCUCCUGAUGCGAUGGCUGACUACUCCAGAGAGGUCUUCUACAGCCCCCACCAGCGCCAACAUAAUUAUCGUUAUUACCAACAGCAGCAGCGGCAGCAUUAUCACCAUUAUCAUCCGCAGGAGGAGCAGCAGAAGCAUCAGAGACUAAGACAACGUUUUCCUGCCUACGAGACGGGAGACGAGGCAGUGGAGCGAAUGCAGGUCGAAUUGAGGGCGGGGCACGCACCACAGUGGAGCGUAUCGGUGUCGCCGCAGUCGGUGUCGCGGCGCGAAAAGACACCCGGACCGCCUCAAGCUGCCUUCUACAUCAGUCCGCGUAAUCCUCCCGACUACAGCCUUGGAGCCAGGCAAAGCUGUCCGCUCUGCACUCACUCUAGAUCGGCGUAUCCGGAGCAUGAGGGGGAGCACACGAGGACGAGAAACUACGUGACUGCGAAGAGGACAGCAGUCUAUCGUGCUGGUGACAGGCCUGCUGUGAACUUUAAUCUUAAUGAAACACCCAGAUAUCGCGUCUACGUUGGCAAUUUGCCCAAGAAUUGUCUGCAGUCUCACCUGGAGGAAAUAUUCGAUGGAUGCAAGAUUGCAAGCAUUACUAUGGUACACGAUAGCAACACAGAUAAAUUUAAAGGCUAUGCCUAUGUGGAACUUAGAGACGAGGACUCCUACAACAAAGCCCGGUCAUAUGACAAAACAAUUGUCAACGGCCAAGAAAUACGCGUAAAUGAUGCAGAAAGAGGCGGCAACCGUGGUGCUCGCGGUCGUGGUGAUUUCAACGGAAGAGCUGGCAAUGUGCGUGGCGGUGGUCGACAGGGUGGGGUGGGCGGUAACGGAUUUGGCAAUCGUCCACGUCCAGGAGCUUAUCGCCCGCGUGUCCAGCCUGGUGUUGCUGGUUUUCAUGAUGACUAUCCUACACCUCCACUCAGUAACCGUUCGGGUGGCGGAUAUAUACCUCCCCCAAAUUUCGAUGCCGCCGAUCGUCCACGUCUUUCCCUUAAACCGCGGUCCACUCCCGUUAAUGCACUUAGCCAGGAACGUGAGCUUUCUGAACGAUCAAAAGCUAUUUUCGGGGUUGGUAAACCGCGUGACCCCAGUCCUUCUAGGUGUGCGAACAUCAGCAUCGUCUGGUUUUCCCAAUGUACAAGUUUUGUGUCCCUUCCUACCUAUGUACACAUUCAUACACGAGCUGCCCCACCCUGUCUUCCCAAUAGCACAUUUAUGCGUAACUCACUGGAACGGCGAUACCUCAUAGACGGUGUCAAAAUCCACUCUUUGCCAUCGCUGGACAUCGGAACAGGCUGUCAUCCCCUCUUCUAA
Molecule: messenger RNA, 2571 nt
Organism: Echinococcus granulosus
Lineage: Eukaryota; Metazoa; Platyhelminthes; Cestoda; Cyclophyllidea; Taeniidae
Product: Eukaryotic translation initiation factor 4H
Exons: 12
Coding region: 1-2571 (856 amino acids)
Molecular function (GO): RNA binding
Source: RefSeq, a predicted model, not a curated record